Messenger RNA from Salvelinus fontinalis (brook trout), 2010 nucleotides. Its product is annotated as CUB and sushi domain-containing protein 2-like. The transcript is spliced from 9 exons. NCBI's taxonomy places the organism in Eukaryota, Metazoa, Chordata, Actinopteri, Salmoniformes, Salmonidae. The coding region runs from base 211 to 1221 and encodes 336 amino acids. The record is from RefSeq and is a predicted model, not a curated record.
UGUCCAGUUCCAUGUGGAGGUAAUCUGACCCAGCGGACCGGUACCAUCUUGUCUCCGGGUUUUCCUGAGCCCUAUCUCAACAGCCUCAACUGUGUCUGGAAGAUCACGGUUCCGGAAGGAUCAGGAAUACAGAUCCAGGUGAUCAGUUUUGUGACUGAACAGAACUGGGAUUCUCUAGAGGUGUUUGAUGGAGGAGACAACAGUGACACCAUGCUGGGCAGCUUCUCAGGAACGACGGUCCCAGCUCUCCUGAACAGCACGUCCAACCAGCUCUACCUCCACUUCUUCUCUGACAUCAGCGUGUCUGCUGCCGGCUUCAGGCUGGAAUACAAGACGGUCUCUCUGACUAGUUGUCCAGAGCCAGUGGUUCCUAUGAAUGGUAUCAAGGUGGGAGAGAGACUCCACAUGAACAGUGUCGUCUCAUUCCAGUGUGAGCCAGGAUACACAUUACAGGGAAACUCUCACAUCUCCUGCAUGCCAGGGACCGUCAGGCGAUGGAACUACCCACCUCCACUCUGCAUCGCCCAAUGUGGAGGAAUCCAGGAGGAGAUGGAAGGCAUGAUCCUGAGCCCUGGUUUCCCAGGCAACUACCCUAGCAACAGUGACUGUACCUGGCGAAUCUACCUGCCUGUGGGAUACGGAGCCCAUGUCCAGUUCCUCAACUUCUCCACCGAGGCUAACCAUGACUCUCUGGAGAUAAGGAACGGCCCACUGGACACCAGCACUGUGAUUGGUCGAUUCAGUGGACAGGAUGUCCCGCCCUCCCUGCUCACCACCUCCCAUGAGACCACAGUGUAUUUCCAUAGCGACCACUCCCAGAACAGGCCAGGAUUCAGGUUUGAGUACCAGGCCUAUGAGCUUAAUGAGUGUCUGGACCCGGAGCCGUUUCGUUACGGCGUGGUGGUGGGGGCAGGCUACAACGUGGGCCAGUCCAUUUCCUUCGAGUGCCUCCCCGGCUACCAGCUAAUGGGACAUUCCAUCCUGACCUGCGAACACGGGACUACACGCAACUGGGACCGCCCCUUCCCUCGAUGUGAAGUCCCCUGUGGGGGUAGCAUCAAGUCAGAAAACGGAACUAUCUUCUCUCCUGGAUAUCCAGAGGAGUACCCUAGCUCUGCUGACUGUACCUGGCUGAUCACCGUAGCAACAGGGCUGGGUGUCAGACUCAACUUUACCCUGCUGCAGGUCCAUGGGCCGCAUGACUUCAUCACUGUCUGGUGAGUAUUUAUAUAUAUAUAUAUAAACCUUUAUUUAUCCAAGAAAAUUCACAAGUCAGUAGUCAGACAUACAACCGAAGCACACACAGACAGGAUAAUCUGUAGGCAAAACUGUACAUCCAGAUUCAUAAAGCUAAUAUAAUAUAAAUAAAUAUUCUGUACAUCUAUUCCUAUGUCUCAAAUGGCACACUAGUCCAGAUUUAGUGCACUACUUUUGACCAGGGUCCAUGCACAAUGGCGCCGACAGAGAUGGUCGCCUCGUUUCAGGUCCUUAAGAAACUAUGCAGUAUUUAUUUAUUCAUGUUUUAUUUCUUACAUUGUUAGCCAGGAAAAUCUAAAUAAAUCUGCAUACAGCCGUGAGGAACUAUUGGAUAUAAAAGCGAUGUCAAUUUACCAACAUUACAGACGGAGCGGCCUACUGGUCAGACUCAGAAGGCGAGCACACCAUCCACUGCUUCCGAGCAUACUACUCGCCAAUGUGCGAUCUCUAGACAACAAGGUGGACGAAAUUAGGGUUAAAUUGCCUUCCAGAGAGACAUCAGAGAUUGUAACAUUUUAUGUUUCACGGAAACAUGGCUCACUCGGGAUAUGUUGUCAGAGUUGCUACAGUCACCUGGUUUCUUCAUGCAUCAGAAGAUGGUAAGAAGGAGGGCGGGGUGCCUUAUGAUUAACGACUCAUGGUGUAAUCACAACAACAUACAACUCAAGUCCUUUUGUUCACCUGACCUAGAAUUCCUUACAAUCAAAUGCAGGCCGCAUUAUCUACCGUCAUCUUAGAUUAUAGUCACAGUCG